CCUGGACGCUGGCGUCUUCAUCCACAUAUCCUACGCCAUCAACUGCCAGCUUCACAUCCAGCUCAAUCCUACCGUGUUCAGUGGCUGCCACUCGCAGGAGGAGUGUGGAUACAGGCGGCUUGGCAUUGUCUUUGCACUGUCACGACUCCGGAAGCGGGUGGGGCGGUUGGGACGAAGACGAACAAACUCCUAUUCCUUACGCCGAAUUCCUUUCCACCAUGUAUUUGCAAACGGCGUGUAGUGCCCCUUAUUCCUCCAAAACUAUCACUUCGUCCUUAAGAUCUUCUCUAAUCGAAAGGAUUAGUCAAUGGGCAUUCAAUCCCCAUGAAUUGACUGAGGACCAAGUUUUGGCCUGUGUUUUUUAUCUCUUUGAACUCCUGUUUACUAUCGAGGGGAUGGGAGAGGAUCUGGGACUAGAAGCGGAGAGUCUCACAUCCUUUCUUCUUGCGACAAAGUCGAUAUACAAUCGGGAAAACGCCUAUCACAACUUUCGACAUGCGCUCGACGUGCUGCAAUCGAUGUACAUUUUCCUCAACGAAGGUGGCUGCGUCCCACAUAUUUCUAUUUUAUUAACCCCUUCUGCGAGAAGAUGGACCAGAAAUGGGUCGUCACGAGGACACCUGCAAGGCAUGUUAUCAAAUGUUGACGUCUUUACAUUGUUCGUGGCCGCCUUAGGCCAUGAUGUGGGACACCCUGGCGUUAACAACGCGUUUAUGAAAAAUGCCUCAACACCAGUUUCUGUCAUAUAUGACCAUAAUUCCGCUCUCGAACAAAUGCAUUGCGCAUUACUAUUACAGUUAAUGAGGAAUACGGGCCUAGGUCAUCUCAUAACGUCGUUCUUGCCACCAACCAAUGGUCAGGAGACCGUCAAUAUCCGAGACCUCCUCGUUGGGACGAUUUUGGCAACAGAUAUGGGAAUUCAUGGCGAUUGGAUGCGUCGCUUCCGGGAACACAUUGAAGGUCCGACCAAGUGCAACAAGCUGCUGGUUUGCCAGGCAUUACUAAAAUGUGCAGACAUCAGCAAUCCGUCUCGUCCACAUGAAAUAUCCGAAGUUUGGUCAACAUCGCUUAUGUAUGAAUGGUCUAAACAGGCCGAACUGGAGAGGUCUCUUGCUCUCCCUGUAUCUGUACCUCCGAAUCUCCCUCCCUCGCACCAGCUAACCCUCCGUAUUUCUGAGCUUUCAUCGUCCUCGAAAAAGCAAAGGCUGCACAUCAGCAAUUUAGCCUCCUUGUCUCCCUCCGAUGUUCAAGCCGCAGUUCAUCAGGCGAAAGGACAGCUCUUCUUCAUUAACGGGUUUUCUUCCCCACUGUUCACUUUAGUGUCCGCAUACAUCCCCGAGAUUCGUACGUUUUCUGACUGUUGUCUCGACAAUAAGGCGCUAUGGGAGCAACGUCUUAAAGAACUGGAUGAGCACGCGAAAACAAUUGCAUCAAGAUCAUCCGCCACCAACAAUGCACCAUUGCUCUCCACCUUUACUUUCCCCUCACGCUCUCACUCAACCCAAGGUUAUUCUAAUGCAUCCACACCUAGACAUCAAUACCCUCACAAACCGACUUCACUCGUGUCGCUCUCCCCGCUUUAUCUGCCCUCUGUGUCCAGGUCCAGCCGCCCUUCGUCCAUCUCAUCCCUAUCUACGACGUCGUCUACAUCCUCAUAUCAUUCUGCGCUUUCUGCCCUUGAUGGAGUUUCCAGGCCGUGCUCACCACGACCACGACCACGGAAUGAGUCAUGGUCUACCGCCAUGUCCCUCAUGGUAAUUCCCGGCGAUCCCUUCCUGAAUAUCGACGGUGACAGUUGGCGAGCGUCUUCUAUCAAGCGAUCUCAUUCGACAAAUCGGGUGUACCCGAACAAAGAUGACUUGGAUUUGGAUAGCGAAGAUCGAAUGAAUGAUAUCAGGCGGAUCGGGAAGGGCCUCGAAGCGAUGCGUGCUGCCUAUCGAUCGAGUUGCAGGAAGAAGCCGGGGAAGGGUCUUGUUGCAAUUGGAGCGACUAUGGAUGACGGGAGAUUUAGGAGGCGUUGGUCCGUUGCCUGGCCUACCCCAGACCGUGAUAGCCCUCAUGUCUGUGGAGACUUUUCGAUGUCCUUGACGGAGAUCGGAGCAAGGUGACGACCAUUGGGGCCUUAGAUGCACCGAGUUUACCCCUGUUUUGCGUCAACAAUUCCCCUCAUGGUCGUCUCAGUUUUUGGGGAUCUCGAUGAUUUUUUUUUUGGAAUGAGCAAUAUGAUUUCCAUGCUUGUCACCAUGUACAAACUUAUCAAUGUAGCAUGCUCAGGUUGUCCAAGCUAGCUGCGUCGACGGAGGUUGUCACCUGUAAUUCGUCAGACGAGUAUGUACUUCACUGUAGCGAAUCUAGAGCCCCUGAUUGAAUGGGAAAAAUGACAAGGUCCUCUGAAAAUGC
Messenger RNA from Cantharellus anzutake, 2400 nucleotides. RefSeq lists its product as uncharacterized. The transcript has 4 exons. Gene Ontology annotation, biological process: signal transduction. Gene Ontology annotation, molecular function: 3',5'-cyclic-nucleotide phosphodiesterase activity. The record is from RefSeq and is a predicted model, not a curated record. The coding region runs from base 219 to 2108 and encodes 629 amino acids. Lineage: Eukaryota; Fungi; Basidiomycota; Agaricomycetes; Cantharellales; Hydnaceae.